Molecule: messenger RNA, 1502 nt
Organism: Sorghum bicolor (sorghum)
Lineage: Eukaryota; Viridiplantae; Streptophyta; Magnoliopsida; Poales; Poaceae
Product: dof zinc finger protein MNB1A
Exons: 1
Coding region: 16-1020 (334 amino acids)
Biological process (GO): regulation of DNA-templated transcription
Molecular function (GO): DNA-binding transcription factor activity; DNA binding
Source: RefSeq, a predicted model, not a curated record
GCCUCCUUGCAACGGAUGGAUGGCGUGAGCACGUCGCCAUCCUCCGUAACGGCGACCGCGACCAUAAGAGAGAAGCCAAAGCCUGCCCCGGCGGCAACCGCCCCCGCCUCCCUCUAUCUCGCAGUUCUUCGUCCCUCCGGCUCCCCUUCGCCUUCUCUCUCUCUCUACGCCACGGGCCCGCGCGCAUCGCAGCCAGAGCCAGGCACGACGGCGCCGUCGCGCAUGCAGGAGGUGUCCGUCGAGCCCGGCCGUCGGCCGGCGCAGCAGCCGCACCAUCAGUUCGCGGGCGUCGACCUCCGCCGACCCAAGGGGUACGCCACGGCGCCGGUGCAGGAGGCGACACCGGCGGUCAAGGUUGCCGAGGGCGGGGACCCGUGCCCGCGGUGCGCGUCGCGGGACACCAAGUUCUGCUACUACAACAACUACAACACCUCCCAGCCACGCCACUUCUGCAAGGGCUGCCGCCGCUACUGGACCAAGGGCGGCACGCUGCGCAACGUCCCCGUCGGAGGCGGCACCCGCAAGAAGCCCUCGUCGUCGUCCUACGCGGCGGCGGCAGCAGCAGCAGCAGACGCCGACAACAAGCCGCCGAAGAAGAAGCCCGCCAGCAAGAAGCGCCGCGUCGAGGCGCCGGUCCCGGAGCCCGCCGCUGCCGCAGACGCCAGUGGUGUCACAGACACCGUCGCCGCCGCCGACUCCGCCAAGACGACGACGACGACGACCACCACCACCACCGACGGCGCCAGCGAGAUCACCACGGAGACUGAGGCGGCGGUCGCCGUGGCGGUUCCAGUGGCGGAGGAGGACUCCGAGUCCCUGGCGCACCUGCUGCUGCAGCCUGGGGCGGAGGAGGCCGUCUCGCUCGGUCUCGGGCUCUCCGACUUCCCCUCCGCCGCCGGGAAGGCGGUGCUUGACGACGACUCGUUCGUGUGGCCCGCGGCGUUCGACCUGGGCACGUGCUGGGCCAGCGCCGGGUUCGCCGACACGGACCCCGCCAGCCUCUUCCUCAACCUCCCGUGACAUGGUCGCGGGCGGCGAGGCGUCCUCCUGCUCUGCUCAGCUCAGCUCAGCUCAGGUGUGGGUUUUGCGGCCGACGACCUGGUUGAGCCCGAUCAAAGGAGUGAAACUGAAUGUUUUUCUUCUCUUCUCUUCUCCUCUCCUCUUGUGGCAGUUAAUUAAUUUAGUGGUACAUGACGAGUUGACGGCAUGGUUCUUACUUUUGUUGGGGGUAUAAGUAAGUAAGUAGAUGAUUAUGAUGAUGAUACUAGUAGUUUUCUAGUAUGUGUGACGUGAGAGAUGAUCGUGACGACGACGACGACGACGACCUUGAUUUUUAGCUUUCUGAGAAGGUCAACUAGUGGCCUCUGUAUGAUUUUAGUUUUUUUUUUUUCUCACUCAUGAACUCAUCAGACGGCUAUUGGCUAACUCAUCAUCAACAGCUUCAUUUCUACUCUUAUCUGGGGUUGGGGUUGUCUAUAAACUAGACUGAGCUUUGUUGUUUG